AAAAGGGGAAUUUUACGUUUGUUUUGACCCUGACAAAUAUCGCGUAAUUCGUUGUUGUAUCAACAACACAAUGAGUAACGCACAAGAAAGAGCAAGGAACAAAAUAUCUACAUUUGUUACAUUGUUGGAGAAGAAAGGCAUUCGACUUCUUGCGGUAGAUUUCGAUGAAACAUUGAUCUCAAUCCAUUCUGGGGGGUGCUGGAAAGACAGUGCAGAGAAACUGUCGCAGCAUGUUCGACCGUGUGUUCGUGAUUUGAUGGAAGAGGCCUUGCAACGUAACGUCAAUGUUUGCAUCGUCACUUACUUCACUCAGCCAUGGAUCAUCAGAGAAAUGCUGAAAUUAGUUUUCAAAAGAGAUGUAGAAAAGAUUUAUGUUCAAGCCAACACAGCAGAAUUCCGUGAGAAAAACAAGCAUCAAAUUCUCGGCAAAGAGGCCCAUUUGGCAGCAGUAUGUACAGAAUUAUAUAAUCAAAAACAUGUGAUCAUUAAACCUGAAGAAAUCAUUCUGUUUGACGACGACAUGGAUAACAUUGACACAGCAAUCCAGUUUGGACAUUGGGCUGUGGCUGUUAAAGAUGACAUAAGUUAUCUCUCGUUUGAUGACUUUUCCAGGAUGUUUAGGAAUUCUGCAACCAAGAGAAAAGUCAGUUCCUGAAAGUAUUUGUAGAUGUUACCCAGCGUGCUGCAUUGCUUAGUGUUAGUAAUUUAUAUAUGAACAUGAAUAAAAAUGUCACUGGUGUUAACAAUAUAGUUAUAAUAACUCGCUUGUUAAUCACUGCUAAAUAAUUACCCGGUAAUAAGCUGUUAUGUAAAUUAGCCUUUUUAGAAAAAAAAGGGUACCACGACGUACCAGGCACAAGUAGAGCAAAUUUGGUAUAACAUUUUGCUAUUGUAUGAUCAUGCACUUAACUAACAUAAAAGUAUAUGAGGCAUCAGACAUUUGUUGAUCAUAUAAAGGAAUGUUUAUUAACAGCAAUACAGGUUAAUCAAAUUGUUGAAUAUCCAUUUUUAUCUGCAAAAUAUUAUAUUAAAUUUUUAAUCACACUUAACCAACAAGUUCAUGUUUUAAUAAUACAUAUUCUUUAAUCAGCUGAUCUGAAAUUGAAUGUUCAAAAUGACUCCAUUGAUAUACAAAAUAUAUGAAAAAAAGAAUUUUAGUUUUAUC
Molecule: messenger RNA, 1165 nt
Organism: Pecten maximus
Lineage: Eukaryota; Metazoa; Mollusca; Bivalvia; Pectinida; Pectinidae
Exons: 2
Coding region: 71-655 (194 amino acids)
Source: RefSeq, a predicted model, not a curated record